Molecule: messenger RNA, 282 nt
Organism: Echinococcus granulosus
Lineage: Eukaryota; Metazoa; Platyhelminthes; Cestoda; Cyclophyllidea; Taeniidae
Exons: 2
Coding region: 1-282 (93 amino acids)
Source: RefSeq, a predicted model, not a curated record
AUGGAAAGAAGUGACAAAUAUCAAUAUUUACUAUCAAUCCAUCCACUCUCUAUAUAUCUUACUUUCACCACCGCUCGUUUAUCUACCCAUCAUGUACCCAUUCAUCCUUCAUCCACCCAUCCACACAUUCAACCACGUAUCCCAUUAUGCUUCCAUCCUAUAUUCAUCCGUUAUAAAUUCCGUCCAUUGUGCAGACAGUAUCUUCUAUUUGAUGUUGCUUGCCUCAGAAGAAGAUUUGCUGACACCAAAUUUGACAUCAGUACAACAAGUAGUUAUUGUUGA